Messenger RNA from Trichomonas vaginalis G3, 864 nucleotides. Its product is annotated as intraciliary retrograde transport. Gene Ontology annotation, cellular component: ciliary basal body; axoneme; cytoplasmic dynein complex. NCBI's taxonomy places the organism in Eukaryota, Parabasalia, Trichomonadida, Trichomonadidae. Gene Ontology annotation, molecular function: dynein heavy chain binding; GTP binding; GTPase activity. The coding region runs from base 1 to 864 and encodes 287 amino acids. The transcript has a single exon. Gene Ontology annotation, biological process: intraciliary retrograde transport; intraciliary transport involved in cilium assembly. The record is from RefSeq and is a predicted model, not a curated record.
AUGAAUGUUGAUCCUAAACGUGAUAUUUGGGGUGCUUUAAUUAAUGAGAAAGCGUCUUCACUCAAAUCAGGAGUUAACGAAGAAAAGCAUUUUCUAUUUGUUGGAUCAGAGAAAUCAGGAAAAAGCUGUCUGCAAAAUCAAUUCUUCUCUAGACGUGAUGAGCCACCUGAAACGCUCGCUCUUUCUUACCAAAGUGCAUCGGUUAGACAAGAUGAUAAAGAAGUUGUUCUCCAUUUCUGGGAAAUUGGCUCAGGAACAAAAUUAGAUCAACUUAUCAACACAAUAGUUACGAAAGAAACAUUAAAGGACUUCAAUGCCUUUAUCUGCUUUAAUGUUAAUAAGCCAUCCAGUAUAUUAACUGCAAUUGAUUGGGCAGAAAAUCUCAUAUCAAAAUUUGCUUAUAAAAGUCAAUCCAUAUACUUCAUCGGAACAUUUUACGAUACAUUCGAAUCGAAUGAUCCAAGCCAAAAAAUCAAUACAGUUCAAGGAUUGAGAGCUAUUGCUUCUAAAUAUCAUGCUGGCCUCAUUUUUACUUCAUAUAAAGAUGAUAAUCUAGCUAAUCGCUUUAAAGGAUUAAUUCGACAGCUUGCUCUUGGCGAAACACCAACAGGUGAAAUAAUUACUCAGCAUAUCAGCCCAGUUUUCAUUUUACCUGAUUCUGAUAAAGAGUGUGGUGGAAAUGAAAUCAUUUCUCCGUAUGUUCGUCAGCUUAAAUCUGCUCCUCCAGACGAUGAUGCUCAAGCAGCUUCAAAGGAUGAUCCAACAAGCUCGAAAUUUGCUGAGAAAGAAAUUGAUGAGCUUGCUGAAACUAAGGAGCGAGAAUUAGAAGAAAAACUUAGAACUCUUCGUGCAAAUAUUAUUUAA